Gallus gallus (chicken) is the source of this 2329-nucleotide messenger RNA. RefSeq names its product acyl-CoA synthetase family member 3 (gene ACSF3). The record is from RefSeq and is a predicted model, not a curated record. Gene Ontology annotation, molecular function: medium-chain fatty acid-CoA ligase activity. NCBI's taxonomy places the organism in Eukaryota, Metazoa, Chordata, Aves, Galliformes, Phasianidae. The transcript is spliced from 11 exons. Gene Ontology annotation, biological process: fatty acid metabolic process. The coding region runs from base 83 to 2182 and encodes 699 amino acids.
GGAGCCCGCUCGGAACGGAGCGGCCCCUGCGCACUGCCGCCGCCGCCGCCAGAAUCACUCCAAAAGAAGCUCUGCUGGCAGGAUGCUGCUCUCUCUGCUCUCCCCCCGUGUGAGCUGGUCUGCACGAUGCCUCCUUCGUGACUUGCACCGGUGGGGGCUGCGUAGGCAGAAGAGGGCUGAGUGUCCCCGCAGGGGUAUACAAACCACAUGGACAGCCAGCAGCCACCACGUCAGCCCUGUCUUCAGCAGGGCUUUGACUUUCGGUGAUAAAAUCGCCAUUGUUGACCAAAAUGGUGAGCACACAUACAGGGAGCUUUUCUGUCAGAGCCUCCGCCUGUCCCAGGAGAUCUGUAGGGUGCUGCAGUGCUCCAGCAGGGACUUGAAGGAGGAGAGGAUCUCAUUUUUGUGCCCUAACGAUGCCUCGUAUGUGGUUGCCCAGUGGGCUUCCUGGAUGAGUGGAGGCAUAGCAGUUCCCCUUUACAAGAAGCACCCUGUGCAGCAACUGGAGUAUGUGCUGGAGGAUUCACAGAGCGCUCUCGUCAUCGCAGCAGAUGAAUAUGUGGGGAAAAUAUCCCCUAGUGCUAAGAAGCUGGGAGUGCCAGUGCUGCCACUCAGGUCUCAUAGCAGUGGAUCUGCAGAUCAUACAGCGGUGGAAGACGUGCCCUUGGCAUCCAGUGCUUCCUGGAAGGACAGGGGAGCCAUGAUAAUCUACACGAGUGGGACAACAGGGAGACCAAAGGGUGUCCUCAGCACCCACGAGAAUGUGCAGGCAGUGACCACAGGGCUGGUUGAAAAAUGGGAGUGGAAGCAAGAUGAUGUUAUUCUGCACGUGCUGCCUUUGCAUCAUGUCCACGGGGUGAUCAAUAAGCUGCUCUGUCCUCUCUGGGUGGGAGCAACAUGCAUCAUGCUGCCCGAAUUCAGCGCGCAGAUGGUUUGGAAGAAGUUCCUGAGCUCCCAAGCUCCCCGUGUCAGCGUCUUCAUGGCGGUGCCCACUAUCUAUGCCAAGCUGAUAGAAUACUACGAUGAGCAUUUCUCUCAGCCCCAAGUGCAGGACUUCGUGCGUGCCUUUUGCCAGGAGAACAUCAGGUUGAUGGUGUCAGGCUCUGCAGCCCUGCCUGUGCCUGUCCUGAAGAAGUGGAAGGCCAUCACUGGGCACACUUUGCUGGAGAGGUAUGGGAUGACAGAGAUUGGGAUGGCACUUUCCAACCCUCUGCGUGGAGUCCGUGUCCCAGGUUCCGUGGGGACCCCACUGCCCGGGGUGGAGGUGCGCAUUGCCACCGAGACGGUGAAAGGCGGUGGCCGUUCCUACACCAUCCACGCUCAGGGAGAUGAACAUGGCACACAGGUGACUCCAGGUCUGGAAGGGCAGGAAGGGGAGCUGCUGGUCCGUGGCUCCUCUGUGUUCCGUGAGUACUGGAACAGGCCCAAGGAAACCAGAGAGGCGUUCACACCCGAUGGAUGGUUCAGGACAGGGAUGGCAGCAGCUCUGGUGUCUGAUUCUUUCAAAUCAGAUCUCAGCAGCAGGGGACACAGCAGCCUACCACGAUGGUGUUUACUGGAUCAAGGGCCGCACCUCGGUGGACAUCAUCAAGAAUGGGGGCUUCAAGAUCAGCGCUCUGGAGGUGGAGCGUCAGCUGCUCGCACACCCACACAUCACAGACGUGGCCGUCAUCGGACCCCCGGACGUGGUGUGGGGGCAGCGGGUCAGCGCCGUGGUGCAGCUGCGCAGGGGGGAGAUGCUGUCGGUGAAGGAGCUGAAGGAGUGGGCCAGGGACACCAUGGCCCCCUACGCCAUCCCCACCGAGCUGAUCGUGGUGGAGGAGAUCCCACGCAACCAGAUGGGGAAAGUCAACAAGAAGGAGCUCCUGCGGCGCUUCUACCCGGUGUAGUGCACAGCCUGGAGCCCCACCCCCCCCCCCCCCGAGGGCUCUGCGCUCCUCCGCGUGGAACGGAGCCCCCAAAACUGAGACAGACGGACACACAGCGACUGCAGGGGAAGGGCAGCGCAGGCGGUGGUGGUGUGGAACGCUCAGCCCGGGUCACCCCCACACGGGGGGCUCCGGCCCCACUGCUGCUCAGCCCCACUGCGUGCCAACCCUUUGUGCUACGCCGUCAGCCGCGCAGCCAAUUCUGCAACGCGCCAAAUAGAUCAAUAUCAAAUUAUCAUGUCUCACAUUCAUAACUCUUAAGCAAGCAACAAUGGGGAGAGACAAGGUCACCGGAGAAUAAAUCGCAGCCAGAGCUCUUCAUGAUCCAUCACUCCCGACAAGCGCGGCACCCAGCGCCGGCGCCGUGACAACAUCAUUAAUAAAACUCCAUAGGAGCGCCA